UGAAAGGAACACAUCAAGUCUCCUGAAAUCUCGAGCGGAACAUUACGUAAUUUUGAGAUCAGUCAAAACAGUGAUUCCACUUUGUUGAAAAAUGAAAUUAAAACGUAUGUUUCCGUGCGUCGAAAGUGGGUGUCCUGUCGAGGUUUCUGAAAAAAGUAAAAAUAAAACCGAGGUGCCAAAAACUGGAAGUCUUCUCUUGCAGUUUGCUACUGCUCUCAAUGUCAGUUUAAUCUUUAUGGGAUGUGGUGUUGCUGAUUCAUGGACGUCACCCGCACUACCGUAUCUGCGAAGCAAAGAAUCCGAAUUCACGAUAACAGUGCAACAAGGUUCCUGGGUAGCGUCACUUUUUAAUGUUGGCGCAAUUUUUGGAUAUUUAAUAUAUCCCCUUUUCAUCGAUCGAGUAGGGCGCAAGUAUGCAUUGCUUAUUCUUUUUAUACCACAAAUUACCUCAUUGAUAUUAGUUUACGUUGCAAAAAGUGUAAUUGUUCUCUACAUAGCGAGAGUAAUUGGUGGCCUUGGCUUCUGUGCUGGGGAAAUAGUUGGAUACAUUUACAUUGCUGAAAUUGCAGAAAAGAAAAUUAGAGGCUCUUUAAUAAUUCUCGAGGCAAUAUCUUACAAUGUUGGUAGUCUCAUUGUUGUAACAAUUGGAGCUUUCCUUUCGUACAACAGUAUGAACCUAAUAUCACUCGCAAUACCUCUCUUGUUCAUUACAAUUUUUCCCUUUUUGCUCGAAUCUCCAUAUUUUCGAUUGAAACAAAAUCGAAAAGAGGAAGCAACAAAAAUUUUGUCGAAACUGAGAGGAAUAAAAGAUCCGAAAGCUCUGGAGCCAGAAAUCAACAGAAUGAAGGAAGCCAUCAUCGAAGGUGAAAUAAGCAAAAAAUAUGCGAUGCGAAAAUUAUUUGAAAACAAACGUCAUCGUAAAGCUUUAUUGAUAGUUUCACUUGUAAAAGCAAGUACAGCUUUUUCUGGAUACUUGGCGGUUUCUUCUUAUAGUCAAGAAAUUUUGAGUUACAGUGGAUUUUCUUUGGCUCCUGAAUAUGGAACAAUAGUCUUAACAUUAGUACCAUUGUUAUUUAUUAUACCAACAACUCCAUUAGUUGAUUAUAUUGGAAGAAGGUGGCUAACUUUAUCAUCUGCUAUAGUUUGCGCCUUAACUUUAGGUGUUGUAGGAUUUUUUUUCUUCCUGAAAUACUCUUUAAAAAUUGCUGACCUUACAGCAAUUUCUUGGUUGCCUCUGGUUGCAUUAGUGGUUUUCAAAAUUUCUCUUAUGGGAGGAAUAUAUUCGACGUCAAAUGUUCUGGCCUCUGAGCUUUUUCCAGUUGAAGUAAAAAGUUCUGCAUUUGCGCUUAUUAGUGUUUCGAGAGAAAUUUUGCUAUUUUUAAUAAAUUUAGGUUUCGAAUGGUCAAUUAGCAAUUUUGGUAUUUAUAGUGUUUUUUGGAUGUACGCUGUUUCGUGUUUAAUAUUGUCAGCCUUUAGUUUUUACAUUAUGCCUGAGACUAAAGGCAAAAAUUUAGAGGAGAUUCAAAUGCUAUUAGACUGAGUAU
Molecule: messenger RNA, 1544 nt
Organism: Belonocnema kinseyi
Lineage: Eukaryota; Metazoa; Arthropoda; Insecta; Hymenoptera; Cynipidae
Product: facilitated trehalose transporter Tret1-like
Exons: 2
Coding region: 92-1540 (482 amino acids)
Biological process (GO): transmembrane transport
Cellular component (GO): membrane
Molecular function (GO): transmembrane transporter activity
Source: RefSeq, a predicted model, not a curated record